AAAACCGCGAAUGAAUUACAAGAAAUGUGUUGCUUAGUGAAAAAGUUGAAAAUUUAUUUUAAAAAGAGAGUUAAAUUUAAGUAAUUUUAGUUAGUCUCAUUUUAACAGUGAAAUUGGCCUUCAGUUUUUUUGUAACGAUAGGAAAAACAUUUUUAAAUAUGGCUUCGUAGUACCAAACUUUCUUAUGGCUAGAAUGGAAAUGUAGGCCAAUACGACAUACGUGUAUUACGGUUAAGUGGCAAUGUUUCGUCAUGAAGUGCGCAAGAAGUACUUCACUUGAGAUGUCGAGGUGAAUGCAGACACGACCGACCCUGCGCUGGUGUCAGGUGUGUUGUCGCAGGCGAUGGCCAACGGCGUGUGCAUAGAGCAGGACCCAGCGAGGCCUCGGCUGGUUCAGACGGAGAUACUGUCCGUGAAGGAGGAGAUCAAGAGUGAAGACGAGGCUGAUGGAGUACCCGCUCCGGCCGAGGCAGUCGAGAGCAGGGUGGCGGUGAAGGAAGAGGUAACCGUAGAGGACUUCCAGGCGUGCGAGCAGCUAGCAGCAGCAGCAGCAGCAGCCGCGCUCUCAGGGUGCAAGGAAAGCAGCGAAUGGCUGUCUAUGGAUGAAGAGCAGACUGAGGAUGAAAAAAACUCAACUUUAUCAGUUUGUGUGAAUAACCGUUUAUUACAUCAACAAUCAUGUUCUUCAUUUCAGUCAAGUCAUUUGAAGACUCUGGGAUUGAAUGUGGGGAGGCGUACCCAAGGAUUGAAGCAAUUGUUGAAUCACAAGAUGUGUCCAGGUGUGAUUGAUAAUAAUACUAAUGCAAAACACAAAGUAGGGAGAUCCUUAUCAUUUUCACAAUGUUCUGCUAAGUUCAGUACAAAUAGUUACCUUAAGAUACAUACGAGAAUACACACAGGUGAAAAGCCGUUUUCAUGUUCAUUGUGUUCUUCUAAGUUCACUGGAAAGAGUUCACUUAAAGUUCAUGUAAGAAAACACACUGUUGAAAAGCCAUUCUCAUGUUCAUUAUGUUCUGCUAAGUUCAGUACGAAUAAUUACAUUAAGGUUCAUAUGAGAAUACACACAGGUGAAAAACCAUUCUCAUGUUUAUUUUGCGAUGCUAAGUUCAUAAAAAAUAGUUACCUUACAAUACAUAUGAGAAAGCACACUGGCGAAAAGCCAUUCACAUGUUCACUUUGUUCUUUGAAGUUCACUCGAAAGUAUAGUUUGAUUGUACACCUCAGAAAACACACGGGUGAGAUGCCAUUCUCGUGUUCUUUAUGUUCUGCUAAGUUCGCAAUAAAGAGAUAUUUGAUUCUACACAUCAGAACACACACUGGUGAAAAGCCAUUCUCAUGUUCAUUGUGUUCUUCUAAGUUCAUUGAAAAGAGUGCACUUAAGGUUCAUGUAAGAAAACACACUGGUGAAAAGCCAUUCUCAUGUUCAUUAUGUUCUUCUAAGUUCAGUACAAAUAGUGACCUUAAGAUACAUACGAGAAUACACACAGGUGAAAAGCCAUUUUCAUGUUCAUUGUGUUCUUCUAAUUUCAUUUCUAAAAGUUACCUUAAGGUACAUAUGAAAAUACACACAGGUGAAAAGCCAUUUUCAUGUUCAUUGUGUUCUUCAAAGUUCAUUGAAAAGAGUGCACUUAAGGUUCAUGUAAGAAAACACACUGGUGAAAAGCCAUUCUCAUGUUCAUUAUGUUCUUCUAAGUUCAGUUCUAAAAGAUACCUUAAGGGACAUAUGAAAAUACACACAGGUAAAAAGCCAUUUUCAUGUUCAUUGUGUUCUUCUAAGUUCAUUGAAAAGAGUGCACUUAAAGUUCAUGUAAGAAAACACACUGGUGAAAAGCCAUUCUCAUGUUCAUUAUGUUCUGCUAAGUUCAGUACAAAUAGUUACCUUAAGAUACAUACGAGAAUACACACAGGUGAAAAGCCAUUUUCAUGUUCAUUGUGUUCUUCAAAGUUCAUUGAAAAGAGUGCACUUAAGGUGCAUGUAAGAAAACACACUGGUGAGAAGCCAUUCUCAUGUUUAUUUUGUUCUGCUAAGUUCAGUGAAAAGCGUUCACUUGGUAGGCAUCUAAAAACUCAUGGAUGAAAAUACAUUCUCAUGUUCCCUUAAGUGCAUUGAAAAUAAUGAACUUACUAAACAUAAGAGAAAAAUCACUGGUUUUAAGCCACUCUCAUGUGCAAAUUGUUUAGCUAAAUUUUGUGAAAGGAGUUUGUUUAGUAAGCAUCUAAUUAAACCUAUGGGUGUGAAGCCUUACUGAUGUUAAAUUUUUUCUACUAGUUUCAGUGAAAAUAUCUUAGAAGGCCUAUAAAAAAAACAUCCAGGUGAACUGCAUUCUCAUAUUAAAAUUUUCUUCUAAGUAUGCUAAACAGUGUACUUUGAAUCUUCUCUUGUGUACACACAAUUGUAAAAAGAAAUUCUGUGUUUAUUAUACUCUCCGGCAUUCAUUUCAAUGAAUUAUUUGAUUAUUUACCUUUUGAUUCACCAGCAAGAAGCCAUUUAAUUUUAUUUUGUUGUAAUUACUUAAAUAAUGUAGUUCUUGAAAUAAAUAAUGUAAGAAGUACUUUAAAAGUGGUUUAUGUGUUUAUAAUGUUAUGCUAGGUUUACCGAAAGUUAAGAUUUAAAAUUUACAAUAUAAGAACACAAACUGUUUAUUCAACAUUCUGUUUGUUAAGUCGUUUAAAGUUUCGUCAAAGAAUUGUCAUCAAUGGACAAUCGGAACAGGCAUAGGUGAGACGGCACUUGAGAGAUGAUAAUGUUCUGCCUGCAUUCAGUUGUGAGCUGGUUGUUGACUUGUACCUGAUGAGUUGAUAACUGAUGUGUAUCAUUUGUUAAGCUGUGUUCUCCUCAGAGACAUCCAGGUGUGCACCUACAUAGUAUUUCACAUGUACAACCAAUUAAUUAAAUAUAUUGUUAAAAACAAUAUAACUCCCUAACAUGAAUAUAGUUGAAUAAAACAUAUUUGUACAAAUUUUA
This is a messenger RNA of Bacillus rossius redtenbacheri, 2965 nucleotides long. RefSeq names its product gastrula zinc finger protein XlCGF57.1-like. Gene Ontology annotation, molecular function: RNA polymerase II cis-regulatory region sequence-specific DNA binding; DNA-binding transcription factor activity, RNA polymerase II-specific. Bases 344 to 2077 code for a protein of 577 amino acids. The record is from RefSeq and is a predicted model, not a curated record. NCBI's taxonomy places the organism in Eukaryota, Metazoa, Arthropoda, Insecta, Phasmatodea, Bacillidae. The transcript is spliced from 4 exons. Gene Ontology annotation, biological process: regulation of DNA-templated transcription.